AUGGCGCCAGCUACACGUGGCGAAGUUUAUGUCAUGGUAAAUGGACAACAAGCGGGAUUUGGAGGUUCAUGGUCUCGCAAAGGUUUUAAUGUUUAUGUAUCCGAUAUUACAUCAGAAUUUAACCUAACAUUCUCUGUCGAAGAUUCAUCUGAACAAGAUAAAUAUCGUGGACCAUUCAAGAAUAACAAGGAUUAUGAAUGGAAAUUCUCUGGUAGUCUAGAUAUUUGGCAUAUAGAACAACUAGCCUAUUGUUUAUAUAAUUAUGAUUAA
This is a messenger RNA of Rhizophagus irregularis DAOM 181602=DAOM 197198, 270 nucleotides long. The record is from RefSeq and is a predicted model, not a curated record. NCBI's taxonomy places the organism in Eukaryota, Fungi, Glomeromycota, Glomeromycetes, Glomerales, Glomeraceae.